Messenger RNA from Darwinula stevensoni, 1419 nucleotides. The record is from the annotation of a GenBank genome assembly. NCBI's taxonomy places the organism in Eukaryota, Metazoa, Arthropoda, Ostracoda, Podocopida, Darwinulidae.
AGGGCAUGUGGGCGAAUCAUUGGUCGUGGCGGUGAAACCAUUCGGGACAUCAGGAAACAAUGUAGAGCUGAUAUCUCUAUCCAGAAAGAUGACAAGCAAGAUGGUCACACAGAGAUUUUACUGCGAGGUACCCUAGAGCAGAUAGCCAUGGCCAAGGAUUUGAUACGAGAAAAAGUAGAAGAAGCAGAAGCCUUUUCAGAGAAAAUUAGCAAGAAAAGUGAUGAGAAGAACUUGGCAUCUUCUGAGGAAGCACUUGGAAUGCAUCAUGCCAUUGAAGCUGCAUCUUCUGCACGUGUGAGCUCAGAGACGGGAGAGACUGUGGAGUUGGUGCCAGCUGGAGGUGAUGGAUUCAUGGGACUCCUUGUAUCAGCUGUAGAGGAUGCAGGUCAUUUCUGGGUUCAGGUCCAUGGCCCCAAUGCAAUUGCUCUUGAGAAACUUACUGAUGAUAUGUGUGCUUUCUAUGGUGAUUCAGAGAAUCAGCAGAAGUAUACUUUGGAUAAGGUGACCAUAGAUGACUUGGUUGCAGCCAAGUUUAUGGAUGAGGACCGUUAUUACCGCUGCAGAGUGACUGGGAUUACUGAAAAUGAGUACUCCCCACAAGAAAGCAGGUUGGACCUCAUGUUUCUGGAUUAUGGGGACUCUUGUAGUGUGAAAAAGAAUGAAGCCUUCUGCUUGGCUGUACAUUUCCAAGAGCUUCAGUUCCAGGCAGUGGAGUGCUGUCUUGCAAAAGUCUCCCCAAGGGUCCUGAAGGGAGGGUGGAUGGCUCUGCUGCCCCUCCAGCGCAUCACAGCAUCACUGGUGCUGUCCAGGCUGCUUGCUGACUAUGAGCUACACUUCAUUGUUGCUUCAGCUGUUGUUGAGGGACGUCAUAUGGCAUCGAAACCCAGCCGAGAAGCUGUGAUUUACAUGUUUCAGCAAGGUCAUUCACCUGUAAAGAUCAUCAAGGAGCUGAAAAUGCCACGAUCCACCGUGUACAAAGCCAUUGCCCACUACAAGGGACUUGGUACAACUCAGGAUCAACCCAGAAGUGGCCAUCCCAGUGAGAGUGGUGCCAGUCGUGAAACUGGUAGUUCUGCAAGACCCCCCUCCGGCCCUGUUGGUGUGGAGAGCAUUUCCAUUGAAGUGACGAGCCCAGAAGGAGAGAUUUCACCUCUAAAACUAAACAGAGCUGAGCAAGAGAAGCAUGGAGCUGGAAAGGCUCUCCAGGUUGCCCGUUCCAAGAAUCUCAGAGUGGACAUUCAGAAAGCCAGGCGGGGCCCUUUUUCAGAAAGGGCGCUUUGUAGCGCUGCAUCAGCCACUUCAUUCAGUGUGGAUGCCCCCAUCCCAGAGGCUCAGGAUGAUGAGGAAUCUGCAAGUGAAAAUGACCCCCUCAUAGCAUCAAGAGGAGUUCCUGCAUAUGUUCGCCGAGCUGUUCUGUAA